AUGGAAGCAAAUGAAUCGAUUCGAUCAAUAGAUAAAGAAAAGAUGUUUAACCAAAAGAUUUUUCUAAUUUUCAGUUUAAUGGUUGCCGUUUCAAUGGCAACCCCAGGUUUAUACGGAACCGCCAAUAGUGUUUCAUCAAGUGAAGGUACUGUCUUUGGUAUCUUUGUUGGAAAUCAAUUUAAAUCAUUAGUUGAACUUGGAGAAUAUACAGCAUAUCAAAAUGGAUCAGAUGCAUCAUGUACAGUUGAUGAUGUAUUUUAUGUUUUUGGACUUGAUGGCAAUGGCGACAAUGUAUUGCUUUCAUUUAAUACUACCGACCCAAGCAACUCACCAGCUCCCAUCACUGGUAGCACUGAUGCUUUGACCGCCUACCCAUUGCAAAACCUCUAUUGCGUUGCCGAUUCAGAGGGAGGUUUGCCAUACAUGAUUGGUGUUCAAUCACGUUCUGGUUCAUCUGGUUUUGUUAUCUCGUACAGCGACGGUACCUACCAAGGUAUCCUCUACACAUCUGAAUUGAACCAACAAUACUGGGGUUCGGCCUAUGAUGCCGUAGGUGGAGUUGUCUAUGUCUUUUCAAUGGACACUGGCUCGCUCGCCACUAUCGUCACUCGUUACUCUUUGGUUGCCAAGGCUGCCCAAUCGAGCACCCUCUCUAGCACCAGUCCAUCUGGUCUCUAUGGCGCCGUCUUUGGUGUCGAUGGCAACAUCUAUGGUAUUGCCUCGUCUUCCAACGGACUCCAACUCAACCUCUUCCAAUACGCUCCACAACAAAACCAACUCACCAUCUUUUCACACAGCUAUACCCUCGCACCAGGUACCGAGCUCUACAACGGUCCACAAACCACCAUGUCUGGUACUAGCUUUGCCGCUAGAUACUUGAUCAGCACUCCAACCGUCGACAUGUCCACUCUCUUGCUCACCUUUGACAUUAUCUCUACCUCUCCAACCCCUGUUGUUCUCUCUAAUUUCGCUGUUGAAUCUUUAUCCUAUGUUUUGGAGUAA
Cavenderia fasciculata is the source of this 1002-nucleotide messenger RNA. RefSeq lists its product as uncharacterized. The transcript is spliced from 3 exons. The coding region runs from base 1 to 1002 and encodes 333 amino acids. The record is from RefSeq and is a predicted model, not a curated record. Lineage: Eukaryota; Evosea; Eumycetozoa; Acytosteliales; Cavenderiaceae.